UCAGAUUUACAAUAUUACAAUUAACCGUCAUUAGCCCUCAUCUUCCAAGCUGUUUCUGCUCAUCAUCUAGUCUUUUUUCCUGUUCUCUUUCUUCUUCUCUGUCUAUUUAUUCUUCUGGUAGCCUUUUUAAAUCACUCUAAGCAUCUCUCUCUUUACUCUCACCUGUACUUACUCUUUCCCUGAAAGUCAUUUUAGUCAUUUUUUAAUUAUCAUUCAAUUGUUAAUCCAAUAUACUUUUAUUAUUUUUGUUUAGUUUAAUCUGCAAUUAAUUCAAUUAAUUUAAAUUCAUCAAAAUGGCUGGGGCUAUGGAAAGAGCUGAUAAGCUUCCUAAAUUAAGGGAUGUCGAAAAUGAAAAAUUAUACGGAUAUGUCCAAGGAGUUUCAGGUUGUGUCGUUAUUGCUGAAAAAAUGGCUGGUGCUGCUAUGUACGAAUUGGUCAGAGUUGGUCAUGAGGAAUUAGUAGGAGAAAUUAUUCGUCUUGAAACAGAUUUAGCAACCAUUCAAGUUUAUGAAGAAACAUCUGGUGUAACUGUUGGUGAUCCAGUUCUCCGAACCGGUAAACCAUUAUCUGUUGAGCUCGGACCAGGUAUUAUGGGAUCUAUUUUUGAUGGUAUUCAAAGGCCUCUCAAAGAUAUUCAUGAUCUUACCCAAAGUAUUUACAUUCCAAAGGGAGUCAAUACACCCUCUUUAAACAGAGACAUCAAAUGGGACUUUUUCCCUCAAUAUGUCAGAAUUGGUAGUCACAUUACCGGUGGUGAUGUUUAUGGUUAUGUUCAUGAAAACAGUCUAAUCAAGCACAAAUUAACACUUCCACCAAAAGCAAAGGGUACCAUCACAUUCCUCGCUGAACCAGGGACCUAUGACAUUACAGAUGUUAUCCUAGAGACCGAGUUUGAUGGUGAAAAAUCACAGUUCACUAUGAUGCAAACUUGGCCAGUUCGUCAAACCAGACCGAUUACUGAGAAACUUUCUGCUAAUCACCCUCUUCUUACUGGUCAAAGAGUACUUGACGCUUUGUUUCCUUGUGUUCAAGGAGGUACAACUGCCAUUCCAGGAGCUUUUGGUUGCGGUAAAACUGUCAUCUCACAAGCUCUUUCUAAAUAUUCCAACAGUGAUGUUAUUGUUUACGUUGGUUGCGGUGAGAGAGGUAAUGAAAUGGCUGAAGUACUUAGAGAUUUCCCUGAGUUGACAGUUGAAAUCAAUGGAGUUACUGAAUCAAUUAUGAGACGUACAACAUUGGUAGCCAAUACUUCAAACAUGCCUGUCGCAGCUCGAGAGGCUUCUAUCUAUACUGGAAUCACAUUAUCUGAAUAUUUCCGUGAUAUGGGUUACCAUGUCUCUAUGAUGGCUGAUUCAACCUCACGUUGGGCUGAAGCUUUGAGAGAAAUUUCUGGUCGUUUGGCUGAAAUGCCUGCCGAUUCUGGUUAUCCCGCUUAUCUUAGUGCAAGAUUAGCCUCUUUCUACGAAAGAGCUGGAAGAGUAAAAUGUUUAGGUAAUCCAGAAAGAGAAGGAAGUGUAACCAUUGUAGGUGCUGUAUCACCACCCGGUGGUGACUUCUCCGAUCCCGUAACCUCAGCUACUCUGGGUAUUGUUCAAGUCUUCUGGGGAUUGGAUAAGAAACUUGCACAAAGAAAACAUUUUCCAUCCAUUAAUUGGAGUUUGUCUUACAGUAAAUACACUCGAGCUCUAGAUGAAUACUAUGAAAGAAAUUUCCCAGAUUUCGUACCUCUUCGUACUAAGUGUCAACAAAUUCUCCAAGAAGAAGAAGAUCUUUCAGAAAUUGUACAACUUGUUGGUAAAGCUUCACUCGCCGAAGCAGAUAAAGUCACAUUAGAGAUUGCUCGUCUUAUCAAAGACGAUUUCUUGCAACAAAACAGUUAUUCUCCUUAUGAUAGAUUUUGUCCUUUCUGGAAAACAUGUGGUAUGUUGAAAAACAUUAUUUCAUUUUAUGACUUGGCAAAACACGCUAUCGAAGCUACCGCUCAAAGUGAGAAUCGUAUAACAUGGUCAAUAAUUCGUGAAGCUCUUGGUUCAACUAUGUAUGAUUUAAGCUCAAUGAAAUUCAAGGACCCAGUUAAAGAUGGUGAAACCAAGAUUCGCCGCGAAUUCGAUGAACUCGCAGAAACAAUGCAACAAGCUUUCCGAAGUCUUGAAGAUUAAAUCUAAACCCAGUCAACUUAAGUUCUACAUGUAUUUGAUGGAAAGAAAACAGAAUCACGUUGAAAAAUUAUCAUCAAAGGAGAACAAAUAUUUAAACCAAAAAAUAGCCUUGUUGUCAUUGUUUUCAGUUUUACUUUGUGUGCACCUAAAGAAAAAAAUGAUUGAUUGACUGAGCAAUAAUGGAAUGAAAUCAUGUUUUUGUGUUUCUAACGAUAAAAUCGUUAUCGUUGAAGAAAUUUUGAAAAUCUAGUAUUAUAGACCUUCCCUUCUCUCUUCCAACUAUCCUUUUCCUUUCUUUUUUGUCACAACUCUUUAUGAAUUUCAUAUUUUAAGUCAUGGAUUUAUUGGUUAUAUAUACAUUCAAAUUCCAGAAAAAAAUCAUACAAAACACGAAUCACAAAUGCAUGGUAUAUAAAUACUAAUUAUCCAAGCCAUAAUCAAGGAAAUAAAAUGUAAUUUAAACAGAA
Tetranychus urticae (two-spotted spider mite) is the source of this 2626-nucleotide messenger RNA. RefSeq names its product V-type proton ATPase catalytic subunit A. The record is from RefSeq and is a predicted model, not a curated record. Lineage: Eukaryota; Metazoa; Arthropoda; Arachnida; Trombidiformes; Tetranychidae. Gene Ontology annotation, cellular component: lysosomal membrane; proton-transporting V-type ATPase, V1 domain. Gene Ontology annotation, biological process: ATP metabolic process; proton transmembrane transport. Gene Ontology annotation, molecular function: proton-transporting ATPase activity, rotational mechanism; ATP binding; ATP hydrolysis activity.